Rhinolophus ferrumequinum (greater horseshoe bat) is the source of this 2194-nucleotide messenger RNA. It is a transcript of the gene RNF146, whose product is annotated as ring finger protein 146. Gene Ontology annotation, molecular function: poly-ADP-D-ribose binding; ubiquitin protein ligase activity; zinc ion binding. Lineage: Eukaryota; Metazoa; Chordata; Mammalia; Chiroptera; Rhinolophidae. Gene Ontology annotation, biological process: ubiquitin-dependent protein catabolic process; Wnt signaling pathway. The coding region runs from base 286 to 1338 and encodes 350 amino acids. The transcript has 4 exons. The record is from RefSeq and is a predicted model, not a curated record. Gene Ontology annotation, cellular component: cytoplasm; nucleus.
GGAAGUCAGUCACUCCUGGUUCCUGACUCGGGAAGAGGAGCGAUGGCCCUCGGUGUCACCUCCUGCCACAACGCGCUCCGGGUCAGCCCUGCGUUCUGGGCCUGAGAGGGGCGGCGGCGGGGCCAGGGGCCGCAUAGGAUGAACCAGCAGUGGAAGAGAAAUCACUGCAAACUGGCUAACUGCUGGUGAAGAUGAUGUUUCGUUUUUGUGACAAGCAUCUGUGGGACCUGUAAUAGAAAUGUAAAAAUUAGUAACACACAAACCAAAAAGAUUUUUCUGCACAGGAUGGCUGGCUGUGGUGAAAUUGAUCACUCAAUAAACAUGCUUCCUACGAACAGGAAAGCGAAUGAGCCCUGUUCUAAUACUGCACCUUCUUUAACGGUCCCUGAAUGUGCCAUUUGUCUGCAAACAUGUGUUCACCCAGUCAGUCUGCCUUGUAAGCAUGUUUUCUGCUAUUUGUGUGUAAAGGGAGCUUCGUGGCUUGGAAAGCGUUGUGCCCUCUGUCGGCAAGAAAUUCCCGAGGAUUUCCUUGACAAGCCAACCUUAUUGUCACCAGAAGAACUCAAGGCAGCAAGUAGAGGAAAUGGUGAAUACGCGUGGUAUUAUGAAGGAAGAAAUGGGUGGUGGCAGUAUGAUGAGCGCACUAGUAGAGAGCUGGAAGAUGCUUUUUCAAAAGGUAAAAAGAGCACUGAAAUGUUGAUUGCCGGGUUUCUGUAUGUUGCUGAUCUUGAAAAUAUGGUUCAAUAUAGGCGAAAUGAACAUGGACGUCGCAGGAAGAUUAAGCGGGAUAUAAUAGAUAUACCAAAGAAGGGAGUAGCUGGACUUAGGCUGGACUGUGAUGCGAAUCCUGUAAACCUAGCACGCGAGAGCUCUGCCGAUGGAGCGGACAGUGGCUCGGCCCCCAGUGGAGCUUCUGUUCAGCCUUUAGUGUCUUCUGGAAGGCCUCUGACGUCACUAGAUGGUCACUUAACAAGCCCUGCAACACCAUCCCCUGAAGCAAGCACUUCUCUGGAAGACUCUUUUGCUCACUUACAACUCAGUGGAGACAGCCUGGCAGAAAGGAGUCACAGGGGAGAAGGAGAAGAAGAUCAUGAAUUGCCAUCUUCAGGCCGAGUACCAGCACCAGACACCUCCACUGAAGAAACCGAAUCCGACGCCAGUAGUGACGGUGAGGACGUGUCAGCACUUGUUGCACAGCACUCCUUGACCCAGCAGAGACUUUUGGUUCCUAAUGCAAACCAGACAGUAUCUGAUCGAUCAGUAGCAGGGGGUGGGACAGUGAGUGCCAGUGUCAGAUCUAGAAGGCCUGAUGGACAGUGCACAGUAACUGAAGUUUAAAUAGUCUUCAGCUCCAUGCUCAAGGUUAAAAUGGUUAUCUGUAAAUUUCUGCCCACAUAACAUUAUACUCAUCCCUAGUAGUACAUUUCGGGAGUUGGGGUGGGAAGGGGUAUAGGAAGUAUAGACCUGUAAUUAAAAUGUCUAACAUGUCUCUGUUAAGAAAUUUAUUUAAUAUAAGGAACUUGGGUGUUAAUAGUUGAGAGCUGUUUAGUAAUAACCCAGUUUUCUUGAGGUCUGUUUAGAAUUUUGUUUUGUUUUUAAUUUCAGUUCUUUUGGCCAGUGUGUGUGUAUUUGUGCAUUAAUGGUCACAUCUGACUCUUGCAUUUUGUCUUAUUUUUCUGCAUGGAUUGACAUAAAACCACCACUAAAAUUUGGCACCUAUGAGAUGUCUGGUAUCAGUUUUAACAGGAAGCUUAAUGUGAGAAUAUGUGUGAAUUUGGGAUUUUAAAAUAGACAAAAACUAUUUAAUAGUAAAGUUACUUAAAAAGAAAUGUAAAGAAAACACAUAAUAACUUAUGUUUCAGAGUCUUGUCUAUAACACACUUCAUGGUUCCCAUAGACUUUGCUGUCUAGUCUUUGUAGUUUGAGAUUUCUCUUGAUCUGCAGUUUUCUUUUUGAUUACAAAAUUUAUAAUUUAAUAAAUACUAGAGUUUAUCAAAAAUAUUUGUCUCUUGUUUUGAGUCUGGAAAGGGGAUGGAAACAUUCUGACAUGUAUGGCCAAAGGUCACUAAAAGUGGUGUUCAGUUGGUAGUAUUCAGCUUAAAGCAGUCACCUGCUCAGAGAAAUAAUAUUCCUUCAAAGAGAAUAAACAGAAUCUACAGGAAACAUGCAUGGAAUAAACAUGCACAGAAAUAAA